AACUCGGGUAGAUCAACUAGACACUCUGUUGCCCUUUUCGACAGUUCUUCCCGAAACUCAAAAAAUCAAAAUGCGAGGAGAAGCCGGAGAGUUGGCCGUCAGCAGUGGUGAAAUCGCGACCGGAGCCUUGUCACCAGAGAAACAGCAAGAGCAAGAGCUUAUGGGCAAAUUGGCGGCAACUGGUAAACUUCCUGCUCGACCGGCCAGUUCAUUUUUGCAGAAGAAGUUGCAACAGAGGAAAUUUUUCGACUCUGGAGAUUAUGCAAUGGACAAGUCGAAAGCUGGAACAGGAUUGGGAUCCAAACCGCAUCCACUGGCCGGAGGACCUCCACCAGCAGCUCCCCCAGUUGUCGCGCAGAGAAGUCCUGCACCAGCAGCAACCACUCCGUCUCCAUCUGCUUCUCCGAUCUCACAGCAGACAAAUCGGCCAAGUUCUGAUAGAAAUAGUGAUGAUGACAAUCUGCAGAUUCCGCGUCCCGACACAGUUCCACAGCGAAAAGCUUCGAUUAUCAACCCAAGUGUGCACUGCAAACUGAGCCCAGCGCCGCAUGUUCAGCAUCACGAUGCGGCUUCUCCAAACGCAACAAGCGAAUAAGUCGAUUUUCAAAGGAAGCUUCUUAUGUAUACACAUCUUCUUCUGAAAAUUGUUCAUCUCUCGUUUCAUCCUCAACAUAUUGUGCACAGUAUUUUAUCAAUCACUUUGGAGUUUGGAAUUCAAAUGUAAUCCCUUCCAAUUUUCCCUCCUAAUUUUUCAGUUUUAUCCUAUUAUUUUAUACUUUUUAUCCGUUUUACCCUUUUCCCGCGAAAAUCGCAAACCAAUCCAAUCAUAAUCAUCAUCAUGAAAAGGCUGUUUCUUGCUAUUUCUUUCUCUCUCAUAAGUCACAUUGAAAGCACAUUUUCCAUUCUCUCAACACCUUCCCAACCUAUUUCUGUUCCCUUUUCUAUCAGUUGCUGUCAGCUAUCGUUUCCAAACAGGUAUUCAAUAUACACAACCACUGUUCUGUCGAUCCGCACAACAAUUCUCUCUAAGUUUUACAUCAAUUGUUCUUUAAAAACUCUGAAAAUGAUGUUCUGUAGUUAGCCUCUUUUCAAACACUUUCCCGAUUUCUCUUCUUUUUUCUGGUCUGUCCCAUUCUCAAUUUCCUCCUAAAACCUUUUUUGGAACUUUAUUGUAUUUAACGAAACAUUGAACAAAAAAAACAUGCAGAGGCAAA
Messenger RNA from Caenorhabditis elegans, 1214 nucleotides. It is a transcript of the gene ensa-1, whose product is annotated as mRNA stability protein. Lineage: Eukaryota; Metazoa; Nematoda; Chromadorea; Rhabditida; Rhabditidae. The record is from RefSeq and is marked reviewed. Gene Ontology annotation, cellular component: cytoplasm.